Molecule: messenger RNA, 2805 nt
Organism: Recurvomyces mirabilis
Lineage: Eukaryota; Fungi; Ascomycota; Dothideomycetes; Mycosphaerellales; Teratosphaeriaceae
Gene: RAD16
Product: DNA repair protein rad16
Exons: 2
Coding region: 1-2805 (934 amino acids)
Biological process (GO): nucleotide-excision repair
Cellular component (GO): nucleus
Molecular function (GO): ATP-dependent chromatin remodeler activity; metal ion binding; ATP binding
Source: RefSeq, a predicted model, not a curated record
AUGGCGCGCUCCAGCAUCAAGAAGGAAGUCAAUGCGACAUCACCGACCGAGACUUCCGCUUCUUCCAUCAGCAGCGCUUCUCGUGCUCAAUCAGCCGACUACGAAACCCCUGGUACAACGCCUGGCGCAUCAGUCAAAGCCGACUUCUCUAACAAGCGCAAGCGGAGCCAACUUAGCAAGCAUGUCAUCCAGAUCGACGAUUCCGACGACGACAAGGAGGACGCGGACUUUGCGCUGGCCAAGCGGCUGCAGGAAGAGGAGUACAAGAAAGAAGAGCCAACGCUGAACCAGUAUCAAAGAAUGUUCAAGGUCGAAGACUCAGACGAUGAAAGUGUGCUUAGUGAGCCACUGUCGGUAGAGUCCGAGGAUUCGAUGCCUCUGGCCAAACGUGCGAAGAAGUCCUCUGGUCUGCAGCAUGAAUUGGAGGCUGCGCACAAGGGCAAAAUGGUCGCGCCUCCCGUGCCAGGCCCGAGCAAGAGUAGACAUAUCUCCACGCCAGUCCGCAAAGCUCGAGCUCUCGCACGCCGGUCCAUCGGUCAGACACUCAAGACGAAGGUCGAAGAUAGCGACUCCGACUUGACCUUGCUUAGUGAGCGUGACAGCGAGGAUGAGUUCGUGGGAGAGGAGUCCGAAGCCAUCUCCUCAGGCCUUAGUGAUGCCGAGUCAGAUAUGCUGGACAACUCCACGCGUAGCUCAACGGCCGCCGCAAAUGCUGCACCUCGCAAUACAUUAUCUCGCAAGCAAAGUCGUGGUCGCGGUAGACUCGCAGGCCGUGGACGUCGCUUUGGCAACAUCACUGCUAACGAUGCGGUCAAUAUUGCUGAAGAGCUCGGCGAGAUUCUACUCUCGCGGAAGGAGAAGGAGAGGAAGAAGCUGGAGAAGUCUCAUCCUGGUAUCAAGACCAUGUGGGACGAGCUUGGCAACAUCACAAUCAUCAAGCCAGUGCCCGCACUACAGCCAGAGUCUAUCAAUCGCAAGCUCAAGCCAUUCCAGCUCGAAGGCCUGGAUUGGAUGGUGCAACAAGAGAAGACGCACUACAAGGGUGGUCUGCUUGGCGAUGAGAUGGGUAUGGGCAAGACAAUUCAAGCCGUCUCGCUCAUCAUGUCCGACUACCCGCAGAAGCAGCCUACGCUGGUUGUCGUGCCUCCGGUCGCGCUCAUGCAGUGGUCGUCGGAAAUCAAGGAGUACACUGAUGGCAAGCUUAAUGUGCUUGUCUACCACGGCCAGAACAACAAAGUCAAGGGCAUGUCCGUCAGCGCGCUGAAGAAGUUCGAUGUUAUCAUGAUAUCCUACAACAGUCUGGAGUCGCUGCAUCGCAAGGAGACGAAGGGCUGGAGCCGUGGCGAGAACAUCAUCAAGGAGGCAUCGCCGAUUCAUGCCAUCCACUUCCACCGCCUGAUUCUGGACGAGGCACACAGCAUCAAGUCUCGCCAGACUGGAGUUGCCAAAGCCUGUUUCGCACUGACCGGAACGUACAAGUGGUGUCUCUCCGGCACACCAGUACAAAACCGCAUUGGCGAGUUCUUCUCCCUUCUCCGCUUCCUCGAGGUCCGUCCAUUCGCCGACUACUUCUGCAAGCGCUGUCCAUGCAGCAUCCUACACUGGAAACUGAACGAGGAUCACAUGUGUGACAGCUGUAAGCAUUCUGGCAUGGAGCACGUCUCAGUCUUCAACCAGGAAUUGCUCAAUCCGUUGACACAAUCCGAGGAGCCCGAGGAGAGGUCUGCUGCUAUGGACAAGCUUCAUAUGAUUACUGCUCGUAUUAUGCUCAGGCGUAUGAAGCGCGACCAUACCAGCAGUAUGGAGUUGCCGCCGAAGGAGGUCAUUGUGCAUAACGAAUUCUUCGGCGAAAUUGAGCGCGACUUCAGCUCGUCCAUCAUGUCCAAUACGGCUCGCCAAUUCGAUACUUACGUCGCCCGCGGUGUGAUGCUCAACAACUACGCCAACAUCUUCGGUCUGAUCAUGCAGAUGCGCCAAGUCGCGAAUCAUCCUGAUCUGCUUCUGAAGAAGCACGCACAGGAAGGCCAGAAUGUCCUUGUGUGCAACAUCUGCGACGAGGUGGCUGAGGAGGCCAUUCGCUCACAGUGCAAACACGACUUCUGCCGCAGCUGCGUCAAGUCUUACCUCCAGUCUGUCGAAGAGGCUGAUGGUGAUGCCGACUGCCCACGCUGCCACAUCCCUCUCGCCAUCGACCUCGACCAGCCCGAAAUCGAGCAAGACGAGGAUGUUGUCAAGAAGUCGUCCAUCAUCAACCGCAUCAAGAUGGAGAACUGGACCUCGUCAACUAAGAUCGAGAUGCUCGUCUACGACCUCUACAAGCUCCGCUCCAAAAAGCAGACACUGAAGUCCAUCGUCUUCUCUCAGUUCACCUCCAUGCUCCAGCUCAUCGAGUGGCGUCUCCGCCGCGCAGGCUUCAACACAGUCAUGCUCGACGGCAGCAUGACUCCCAUCCAACGUCAGAGAUCGAUCGAAUACUUUAUGACCAACACCGACGUCGAAGUCUUCCUCGUCUCUCUCAAAGCUGGCGGUGUGGCGCUCAAUUUGACCGAAGCCAGCCGUGUUUUCAUUGUCGACCCGUGGUGGAACCCAGCUGCGGAGUGGCAAAGCGCCGAUCGCUGUCAUCGUAUUGGGCAGCGUAGGCCUUGCGUCAUUACUCGGCUGUGUAUUGAGGAUUCGGUCGAGUCGAGGAUGGUGAUGUUGCAGGAGAAGAAGGCCAAUAUGAUUAAUGGGACGAUCAACAACGAUAAGAGUUCUAUGGAGAAGCUGACACCGGAGGAUAUGCAGUUCCUGUUCAGAGGUACCUAG